Messenger RNA from Myripristis murdjan (pinecone soldierfish), 339 nucleotides. Its product is annotated as proline-rich protein 15-like protein A. The transcript has a single exon. The record is from RefSeq and is a predicted model, not a curated record. Bases 1 to 339 code for a protein of 112 amino acids. Lineage: Eukaryota; Metazoa; Chordata; Actinopteri; Holocentriformes; Holocentridae.
AUGGCCGAGCCGUCUGCCGGCUGGUGGAAGCUGACUUUCCUGCGGAGGAAAAAAGCCCAGCCCAAGGUUCUCUAUGAAAUCCCAGCGGAGUUUGUUUCCAACGCCGCCGCCGCUGCUGUGCCCGUCCCGCCGGAGGACCCCGCCCACGACCCGCAGCUGGACGCCCGGCUGGAGCGGAUCGUGGAUAAGACGACGGCCAGCAGGGGGCGCCACGUCAAGGUGUCGCACUCCGGCCGCUUCAAAGAGAAGAAGAGAGUGCGAGCGACUCUGGCGGAAAACCCGGAGACGCUUCCGGCUGGCGACGCGACACGAGACCAGGGCCAGAGAGCGGGGAAAUGA